UGGUUAAACAUUGUCCUGGUUGGAUGGCUGGGUCCCAGACACAGACCUCGCUUGGCUUUUGUUUGCUGCCAGCAGGGAGAUGAAAGCUUGAGGAGAGCUAUAAAACCCAGCACGAUGCCUCUGGGACCACCUUGUUCUAUUGGUCUUCCAAGGAUGGGAUCUGCAGCCGCCCUGCCCUGCCUGCUGCUUUGCACCCUGUACCUCACAGCUGGAGCAUCUGCAAAGCCGCACUACCUGGUGCUCUUCCCUUCCAUACUCUACUACCCAUACCCGGGCAAAGUGCACAUCCACCUCAUGGACCUGGAUGAGCCCGUGCGGGUGACCCUGCACCUGGCAAGCCAGCUCAGAGUCCCCAACGUCACCCUGGAGGAGCAGGGCAAUGAGAUCCUCGAGCUGAACUGGCCCCGCUUCCCCAACAUUUCUACUGCUUCUGCCUGGAUGUACCAGGUUGCGGAUCUGCACAUCUCCAUUCAGGGAGGCUCCCUGCAGGUCUCCGAGCAGAGGAAAGUCGUGGUGAAAGCUCUGGACCCGACGGCCUUGGUGCAGACAGACAAGGAUGUCUACGAGCCUGGACAAACUGUGAAGAUCCGAAUUGUCUGUUUGGAUCAAAACCUCAUUGCCAUCAACAGAGAGGUGAGAUGGGCUUGGGGCAUGAGGCGGGGGUUGGAGGCAGUAGUGUCCCCAUGUGCCUGAGACCAUCGGUCUUGGCAGCAGUGGCAAAAUCUUCAGUGUCUCCAUGAGUAUGGAGGAGAUGGAUUCAGGGAUGGAAUCCCCAAAACUCUGGAGGGAUGUGGGGUAUGGU
This is a messenger RNA of Pezoporus flaviventris, 802 nucleotides long. RefSeq names its product murinoglobulin-1-like. The transcript is spliced from 4 exons. The record is from RefSeq and is a predicted model, not a curated record. The coding region runs from base 115 to 693 and encodes 192 amino acids. NCBI's taxonomy places the organism in Eukaryota, Metazoa, Chordata, Aves, Psittaciformes, Psittacidae.